GAUAUGACGUGGAGCGACUAGUGACCUCGCAUUUCACAAAACGUGACGAAACCUCUAUUAUUGGUAAGAGGACUCAAUCUUUAGAAACUAAGAGAGAAUGAAAUUAACACUAAAAUUGCUGCUUCUGCUUCUGGUUAUCUUGAAUCAACAUGUUGAUUCUGGCUCUAUCGUCAAGUUUCUUCCCGGCUUUGAAGGCCCUCUUCCUUUCGAACUCGAAACCGGGUACAUUGGUAUUGGUGAGGAAGAGGAAUCGCAGUUGUUUUACUAUUUCAUCAAAUCUGAGAACAAUCCAAAGGAAGACCCUCUUCUUCUCUGGUUAAAUGGAGGACCUGGAUGUUCUUCUAUCACUGGCCUUUUUUUCGAGAAUGGACCUCUGGCUUUGAAGUUAGAGGUUUACAAUGGAAGUGUCCCUUCUUUGGUCUCUACUACAUAUUCGUGGACAAAGAUGGCGAACAUAAUAUUUUUGGAUCAGCCUGUUGGAACUGGCUUCUCCUACUCACGAACCCCACUUAUUGAUAAGCCUAGUGACACAAGCGAAGUUAAGAGGAUCCGUGAGUUUCUUCAAAAGUGGCUAAACAAGCAUCCACAGUUUUCUUCCAACCCUUUUUAUGCUAGCGGAGAUUCUUAUUCCGGUAUGAUUGUUCCAGCCCUCGUUCAAGAAAUCUCUAAAGGAAAUUAUAUAUGUUGCAACCCUCCUAUAAAUCUACAGGGUUAUAUACUCGGGAACCCGAUAACAUAUUUUGAAGAAGACCGAAACUAUCGCGUUCCAUAUUCUCAUGGAAUGGCACUAAUUUCAGAUGAACUAUACGAGUCAAUUAGGAGAGCCUGCAACGGAAAUUAUUUCAAUGUGGAUCAACGUAACACAAAAUGUUUGAAAGUUGUUGAAGAAUACCAUAAGUGUACCGACAAACUAAAUAGAUUCCAUAUAAUAUCACCAGAUUGCGACAUAACAUCUCCUGAUUGCUUUUUAUAUCCAUAUUAUCUCCUUAGCUACUGGGCCAACGACGAGAGCGUUCGUGAUGCUCUUCAUGUUAAUAAGUGGAGUAUAGGAGAAUGGGUGCGAUGUAAUCGGAGUAAACCAUACAACAAGGACAUCAAGAGCAGCGUACCAUACCAUAUGUAUAACAGUAUUAAUGGCUACCGAUCUCUCAUCUACAGUGGUGAUCAUGAUUUGGUGGUUCCUUUCCUCGCAACUCAAGCCUGGAUAAAAUCUCUAAAUUACUCCAUCAUUCAUGACUGGAGACCUUGGAUGAUUAAAGAUCAAAUCGCUGGAUACACAAGAACUUAUUCCAAUAAGAUGACUUUUGCUACUGUCAAAGCAAGUGGGCACACAGUAGAGAAUAAACCAAAUGAGAGUUUUAUCAUGGUUCAAAGGUGGAUUAAUGGCCAACCUUUGUAAAAAGGCUCAUGGCCUUUUAAGUAUAAAAAAUAAGAAUAUGUAUCAUGAACUGUUUGUAUACAUUACAAUUAUCUACUAUGUGAGUUAUUUGUUCGGAUCCAGAGGAGGUUUAGAACUCUCUCCCCACAAGUUCGACAUGCUUGGGAGGGAGAUAGUUACCAAUAAAUGAGGUAUUAUUAA
Messenger RNA from Arabidopsis arenosa, 1579 nucleotides. Lineage: Eukaryota; Viridiplantae; Streptophyta; Magnoliopsida; Brassicales; Brassicaceae. The record is from the annotation of a GenBank genome assembly.